This is a messenger RNA of Balaenoptera acutorostrata (minke whale), 763 nucleotides long. It is a transcript of the gene TIMM13, whose product is annotated as translocase of inner mitochondrial membrane 13. The coding region runs from base 76 to 342 and encodes 88 amino acids. The record is from RefSeq and is a predicted model, not a curated record. The transcript has 3 exons. Lineage: Eukaryota; Metazoa; Chordata; Mammalia; Artiodactyla; Balaenopteridae.
GCCCUGCGGUGUCCGACUUCCGGCGUGGGCGCGGGUGGGCACACGCGGCCGCCUUCUGGUUGACUUUGCGGAGCUAUGGAGGGUGGCUUCGGCUCGGAUUUCGGGAGCUCCGGCGGCGGGAAGCUGGACCCCGGGCUUAUCAUGGAGCAGGUGAAGGUGCAGAUCGCCGUGGCCAACGCGCAAGAGCUGCUGCAGAGGAUGACGGACAAGUGCUUCCGGAAGUGCAUCGGGAAGCCGGGGGGCUCCCUGGACAAUUCAGAGCAGGGGACGCGGGUUCGGGCCCUGGUCUGGGAGGAUCCCACAUGCCGCGGAGCGACUGGGCCCAUGAGCCACAAUUACUGAGCCUGCGCGUCUGGAGCCUGUGCUCCGCAACAAGAGAGGCCGCGAUAGUGAGAGGCCCACGCACCUCGAUGAAGAAUGGCCCCCACUUGCCGCAGCUGGAGAAAGCCCUCGCACAGAAACGAAGACCCAGCACAGCCAUAGAUAGAUAAAUAAAUAAAAUAUUUAAAAAAAAAACUUAAAAAAAAAAUUAUCAGAUGCUUUUUUCUGUGAUUUUGACAAUGGUCCUGCUUCUCCCCUUCAGUGUACUAAUGCAGUGAAUAGCAUUAAUGGAUUGUCCUGUGUGGAGCCAAACUUUUUAUGACAUCAACUCACUUUGGUUGUGAUGUAUUUCCCUUAUAAUAAAUACCCUGCUGGCUUGAAUUUGCUAAUAUUUUAUUAAGGGUUUUUUCAUCUAUGCUUCUAAGUAAGACUGGCCUAUGCA